UUCUUCUUCCUCCGGCUCUGGGCUCCGAUGUCGGGGUUGAUCGCGGCUGUGAGACACGAUGUCCCCGGGAGAAGCUCCGGUUUGACCCGUCCGGCGAGCGGCCGCUGAGUCUGUGAAUGGCGCCGAAACAGGAGCCGAAACCCAAAUUUCAAGAAGGUGAACGAGUCCUGUGCUUUCAUGGGCCGUUGCUCUACGAGGCAAAGUGUGUAAAGAUCAGCAUCAAGGAAAAGCAGAUUAAAUACUUCAUUCAUUACAGCGGAUGGAACAAAAACUGGGAUGAAUGGGUUCCUGAAAGCAGAGUUCUCAAAUAUGUGGACAGCAACCUUGCGAAACAAAAAGAGCUUCAGAAGGCUAAUAAGGACCACUAUGUUGAGGGCAAGAUGAGGGGUUUAGCACCAAGUAAGAAGAUUGCUGCUGUGCAGCACAAAAAUGUUGAUCUGAAAGUGAAAAAGGCAAAACAGAAGACCCCAGGGCCGGGGGAAGGUACCAGCAGCGGAGAAACGCUGCAGGGACCACGGAAGAAGAGGGCUCGGGUCGAUCCCACCGUGGAGAGUGAGGAGAUGUUCACCAACCGUGUGGAGGUAAAAGUGAAGAUCCCUGAGGAGCUGAAGCCCUGGUUGGUGGACGACUGGGACCUCAUCACUCGACAGAAACAGUUAUUUCAUUUGCCUGCUAAGAAGAAUAUAGAGACUGUCCUGGAGGACUAUGCAAUCUAUAAGAAAUCAAAAGGAAACUCCGACAACAAGGAGUAUGCAGUAAACGAGGUGGUGGCAGGAAUUCGUGAGUACUUCAACGUGAUGCUGGGCACGCAGCUGCUUUACAAGUUCGAGAGGCCGCAGUAUGCUGAGAUCCUGGCUGAACACCCAGACAUGCCGAUGUCGCAGGUUUACGGAGCUCCACACUUGCUACGGCUAUUUGUUCGGAUCGGAGCCAUGCUGGCCUACACUCCACUGGACGAGAAGAGCCUGGCUUUGCUGCUCAGUUACCUCCAAGAUUUCCUCAAGUACCUGGUGAAGAAUUCAUCCGCCCUGUUCAUUGCCAGUGACUACGAGGUCGCCCCCCCAGAGUACCACCGCAAGGCAGUUUGAGAGCUCUCAGCACACAGCGCUCCUCAUUCAGACGCAUCCUCCCAGUCGCCCAGAACACAUGUAAAAUAACCAUUAUCUUUUGAGUACAGACUGGCAGGAUGAGAUUUUCCACUUGAAAUGAAGCGCUUCCUCCUCCUCGGUCUCAGGAGCUUAUCACAGUUGUCAAAUAUUUGAAGUUUCACUGAACCUUGCUGAACCUUCCUUCUCUGUCUCUCUCUCUCCUCCCCCUUUGUUCUUUUUUUUUUCUCUCUCACUUCUUUGAAAAGACUCAAGAAACAAUGUUCUCACUGUUGUGAAGUUACUGUUCCACAAGCAGCUCCUUGGUGUUUUUGGUGCAUUCCAUCAGAUAUUUGUUAUUGUUGCAUGCAUGUAUUUAUUAGUGUUUCUUCUGCCACACCGGUGCAAUCAAAUGCUGGACCACCAGGUCAACAUUCAACAGUUACUGUUUUUGUAUCUCUAUCUUGUGUAUUUGUAUCGAUUUGUAAAAAAAAAAAAAAAAAGGUUUCUACACAAUCUCUGCUUUGUUUUACUUUGUCCUCGUGUUCCUGUCCUGUCGAUUAUUUUGUUUCAUCACUGUUCUCUCUGGAUUCAUUACAUGUGUUUUUGCUGAUAAAAUGAGCUGAAAACCUGGAGGAGCAGCAGCUCACAGUGGCAUCAACACACAGCUCACCACUGCACCACAGCACAUCAGACAUCAAAGACUUCAAAGACCCCGUGGAACAUGGUUUAAUAUUCAUCUGUCAAGACAGGAGCAAAAACAUCAGUCUUUCAUGCACAUGUGUUCAGCUCAGGAAAUGUAUAGGUUGUGCCACGUGAAGGAGUCCUAAUCCUCAAGAUGUGCAAAUGGGAAAAAAUCCAAUAUGCCCGUAGCAAUACUUUUUAACCCUUUGUUAAACCAGGGUGUGGGGGGAGCAUCUCUAGGAUUAGUUUGAAGAAAUUCAUCCCCAUGACAUUAACAGUGUUUUCUAAUUUACUUAAAACUUUGGGGAAUGCAACCCUGAACAUUUGAGUAAAUAUAUUCAGUUACAUGUGGAGUAAGAUCUUAUUUUUCAGUUCUGU
Messenger RNA from Limanda limanda (common dab), 2147 nucleotides. Its product is annotated as mortality factor 4-like protein 1. The transcript has 12 exons. Gene Ontology annotation, biological process: chromatin organization; regulation of DNA-templated transcription. Gene Ontology annotation, cellular component: NuA4 histone acetyltransferase complex; nucleus. Bases 117 to 1088 code for a protein of 323 amino acids. NCBI's taxonomy places the organism in Eukaryota, Metazoa, Chordata, Actinopteri, Pleuronectiformes, Pleuronectidae. The record is from RefSeq and is a predicted model, not a curated record.